This is a messenger RNA of Catharus ustulatus (Swainson's thrush), 1960 nucleotides long. It is a transcript of the gene ASAH1, whose product is annotated as N-acylsphingosine amidohydrolase 1. Gene Ontology annotation, cellular component: lysosome. NCBI's taxonomy places the organism in Eukaryota, Metazoa, Chordata, Aves, Passeriformes, Turdidae. Gene Ontology annotation, molecular function: fatty acid amide hydrolase activity; N-acylsphingosine amidohydrolase activity. Gene Ontology annotation, biological process: fatty acid metabolic process. The record is from RefSeq and is a predicted model, not a curated record. The transcript has 14 exons. Bases 29 to 1207 code for a protein of 392 amino acids.
GCCGCUCGGAGCCGAGCCGGGCACGACCAUGGCGGGUCGGGGCCGGGCGCUGCUGGCGCUGCUCGCCCUGGCGCUGCCCGCCUGGGCGCCGGACCCGUAUGGAGAAGAAUGCAGGAGCAAAAUGUACCCUCCUUCAGGACCAACGUUCAAAGGGAAUAUACCCACAUACAUCAUAAAUCUCGAUUUACCUCCCAGCAAAAGGUGGGAUGAAUUAAUGCGUGACAAAAAGACAGAGCUGAAGACUGUGGUCCAGAAUAUUAAAGAUAUAGCAAAUACCUUCUUCCCCAGUGGCAAAGUUGUUGACAUAGUGGAUAACAAAAUAGCUCAUCUGACUGCCACACUUCCUUAUCCUUUCAAUGAAGAACUCCAAGGGAUUGCAAAUUCGUCUGGGAUUCCUUUGGGGGAAAUCGUUAUUUUUAACAUUUUUUAUGAAAUUUUUACUGUAUGUACAUCAAUAGUGGCAGAAGAUAAAACAGGGAAACUGUACCACGCCAGAAACUUGGAUUUUGGACUUUUCCUAGGGUGGGAUGUUAAAAAUAAUUCCUGGACGUUAACUCGGGAACUGAAGCCUUUAGUGGUACUCUUGGACUUUCAGAGAAACAACAAAACAGUGUUCAAGUCCACAAAUUUUGCAGGAUACAUAGGCAUGGUGUCUGGAGUCAAACCAAACUUGUUCACUCUGACAAUGAAUGAGCGUUUCAGUCUUGAUGGUGGUUAUGUGGGAAUCUUCGAAUGGUUUCUUGGUAGAAGAGAUGGUAUGUGGAUGGGCUUUCUUACAAGAACAGUAUUAGAGAAUGCUACAAGUUACCAGGAUGCAAAAGACAGACUGGCAAAAACAAGACUUCUGGCUCCAGCUUACUUUAUUCUGGGUGGAAAAAAUUCUGGAGAAGGAUGUGUGAUAACUCGAUCCAGGACAGCUGCUCUGGAUAUCUGGGACCUUGAUAUCAAGAAGGGCACAUGGUACGUGUUAGAAACCAACUAUGAUCGCUGGAAGCCUCCACUGGUGCUGGAUAAUCGUAGAGGACCCGCAAUGAAAUGCCUGAACCAGACAACACAAGAGAAUCUCUCCCUACCAGCAAUUUACGAUGUUCUCUCCACAAAGCCUGUCCUCAACAAGCUGACUGUGUGCACAACGCUGAUGGAGGUGUACAAUGGCCAUACAGAGACUUACCUGCGGGAAUGCCCAGAUCCCUGUAGCCCUUGGUAGCCCUGUACCUCUCCUGUGUUGGAAGCUGCUUGUCUGAAUUGGCACUCCUCCACGAGAAAAUGCUUCUGGAAAGAGAUUACUCAGUCUAACUCCUUUGUUCAGAAAUCUAAUGGCUCUAUAGAAAUGGCAAAGCGCUCCUAACAAUGAAGGACCCUGUCUCACAGCAGACUCUUCUUGCUUUGUAACCAGCAGUUCCACUGACAAGAAAUGUAUCCUCAUCAGUGUCUGGUAUGAUUUUAGCCAUUUCUGCCAAAUGACUUCAGCAGUUAGUUUUAGAUCUCUUCAGUCUUGGCAGUAUUCUUGGUGUGUUGUUGGUUGGGGGUUUGUUAAUUUUGGGGUUUUUUGGUUUGGUUUAUUUAGAUUAAAAUCCUUCGAAAGGACACAAGUUACAACAGCACCUACCAGGCAACAAAAAGAAUUGGAUGUGAGACAACCAUCUGGGACAAUACAAUUCUGUUAUUCUUUCAUAAGCACUUAAAAUUAAUUGCUGUUGUUCUGGUGUAAUAUGAGGAUAUCUCUGAUAUGCCCUUUUAUAAAAUAACCUACCAAGUGUCAUAUUUAGUCACAGAAACAAGAUCGUGGGGAAAUACCUGAAACAAGAUCUGAGCCAAGAAUGUCUUGCUACUGAUUUAUGACUUUUGCUGAAGCUCUUUCUUGGCCUGUUAACAAAUGUGUUUUUUAAUGCAGGUUUUUCUGUUGUCUCAAAAAAAAUGCUAAUACAAUAAAGAAAAGAUACUUUCUGUGACCAAAGUA